Molecule: messenger RNA, 1842 nt
Organism: Hypoxylon fragiforme
Lineage: Eukaryota; Fungi; Ascomycota; Sordariomycetes; Xylariales; Hypoxylaceae
Product: TFIID-31kDa-domain-containing protein
Exons: 2
Coding region: 515-1417 (300 amino acids)
Biological process (GO): DNA-templated transcription initiation; RNA polymerase II preinitiation complex assembly
Cellular component (GO): transcription factor TFIID complex; SAGA complex
Molecular function (GO): RNA polymerase II general transcription initiation factor activity; transcription coactivator activity; protein heterodimerization activity
Source: RefSeq, a predicted model, not a curated record
CUUAAAUGCAUCUUCAUAGGUACCUAUCCAGUACCUGUACAGGCUGCACUGUCAAUUAGCGUGAAGUUUAAUUCUGGUAACCAGCUCAAGCUCUCUCAACUGCCAACUUGCUCACGAGAACAUUUACUGUCUUCCAUUCUUCCAGACCUAAUUGUGUUUCUACAUUUCAACACUUCUACACCUGACAUUGGAAUCUUCUCAUUCCUCUGACAGAGUAAAAAAUCUAAACUUGACCACGCAAGAUUCUCCUCACAUCUUUCGCUAACCGCUUUUCACACAAGAAAUUCGCGUCUUUACUCGCUGUCUUCGAGUCUCUAGCUGUCGCGUCUACUCAAACCAGAAAGCAACAUCAAUCUAGAUCACUCAAUUGUAUCAAUUCUCGCGUCGAGCUUCAUCUCAUCGCUCUAGCAUCCAAUUCUCGCGACUUACGUUGCGAUCUCGAUAAAAUCCACCUCGAGUCCAUCUAUCAUUAUCCAUCCGUUCCAACUCUCGCUCUCAUCAGCCGAUUGAAAUCAUGGCAUCCGCAUCUCAAUCUCUAUCAAACGGCAUCAACCCCGCUUCUCAGGCGACAGGCCUAUCACAAUCGGCUUCACAACCAACCCCGAAUACCUCAAUGACCUCGGCCACCGUACAAAACAGUCAGGCUACUGGCGCAUCUUCAUCAACAGCCGCCGGAAUGGGGAGCAGCAGCAACGCUAUCAACGGAGGAGUGGGAGCUUCCGCGCAAGCAGGAUCAUCAGCAGCUGGACAACAGCCAAAUUCAUCUACCCCCGCCCAUCUUUCUCGGCCACGAGACUCGCGGAUUAUCGAACUCCUCCUUACAUCUCAAGGCGUAAACUCAUUUGACCACCGAGUCCCGCUUCUCCUUCUUGAUUUCGCUUAUCGACACACUUCUGCCAUUUUACAAGACGCGAUACAUCUUACUACAGAUCCGUACGUCUCCCACGCCGGCGCAAAGCCCAGCGGUUCUUCCGGUGCCGCUCCCAGCGCUCCUUCCGCCUCCGAUGCCAAUGUUACAACUUCUGCCAUCAAUCUGGCCAUCGCCUCACGACAAGCCUUCCAAUUCCGCGGUGGCGCCGGCGGUGGCGCAGGAGGCGCGAGCAAAGAUUGGCUCCAAGACCUUGCCCGCGAGCGAAACAAGAUCGCGCUACCCCGCGUACUUGCCAACGAAUGGGGUGUACGGCUCCCGAACGAGCGUUUUGUUCACAGCGGCAUGGGCUGGGAUCUGAAAGAUCACUGGGAAGCAGAAAUGGAUGAAGAUGAAAGCGACGAGAAUGAUGACGACAUCAUGGAAGAUGACGGAAUCAACCCCCGGAAACACACGAUCACGGAGACGAGUCAAACAGGCGAAGAAGGGGGCCUAGACGAACUUCUCGGUGAUGAUAUGGUGGAUCAAGACAUGGAUGAGAUGGAAUAAGCGAACAACUCGUACACUCGUACAUACACACACACCAACUCCAAUCUUGUGCUCCCCAGUGGACAACAGCGAUACCCGUGGGCGACGAUGGAUUAUGAGAGUCUGCUAUGAAGGCAGGCCAUUUUUUUAGAGGGAAGGAAAGGCGUUUAUGGCGUUUACGGAUGGAUGAAAGGGUUUCGAUACAGUCGUCUACAAGACACACAUAUAUGUACGAACACUUUUUACGUGUACAGUUUACUGCAUACCUAGCUUACACUUGAUACCCAUCUCAGCCGAGGUGUAAACACCAAUACACUAUACGGCGAGCCCCCAUCUCACACAGAUUGGGGUAGACGUCUCUUUACCUUCUGGAUUACCUAACUACUCAGUCUUAGACUUUUUUUGAAUGUGCUCGUGAAAUGUUCUGCCUAUGACAUGUCGAACUA